Messenger RNA from Manduca sexta (tobacco hornworm), 1765 nucleotides. RefSeq names its product coiled-coil domain-containing protein 47. Bases 248 to 1645 code for a protein of 465 amino acids. Gene Ontology annotation, cellular component: endoplasmic reticulum. The transcript is spliced from 11 exons. The record is from RefSeq and is a predicted model, not a curated record. Gene Ontology annotation, molecular function: calcium ion binding. NCBI's taxonomy places the organism in Eukaryota, Metazoa, Arthropoda, Insecta, Lepidoptera, Sphingidae. Gene Ontology annotation, biological process: endoplasmic reticulum calcium ion homeostasis.
UAUUUAUUUGUUGUCAGAUUAUAUUUGCUGCUCUGAUUGGUCCAAAUUACUAUAAGGUUAUUUUAAUAUUUUUUGAACCAAUCGUCAUAUCGUAUACAGUAAUCUUAUUUAGCCUGAAAACUUAGUAAAUUUUUAUGAGGUAAAUGUACAAAGUGGUGGUGAAGUAAUUUAAGAAAAAUAAUAGAAUUUUUAAAUUAAUGAGGAAUUAUAUUUAUUAUUAACAUAAAAGGAUUAUUUACAGUUGAUAAUGCGGUUGUUGCUAAUAUCGUUAGCGUUGUUGGUGUGCAGCACGCAUGUGGUGAGAGCAUUUGAAGACACAACGCUUGAAGAUGAUGAUUUUGCAGAGUUCGAACAGUUUGAUGCAGAAGAUGAUGUACCUAUAAAUGAUUUUAGCGAGGAAGACAAGGAAACAGUGGCACAAAAGCCAAAGGCACCAGUGAAGGAGUUUGAAGCCACUGUCGAGAUAGAGGAUGAGAUCCUUGUUGAGGAUGAAGACAAUGAAUUCGAGCACUUCCAAGAUCCAGAGGAGUUCGAAGGGUUCCAGGAGACGACGCCGCGCACUUCUGAACAGCCAAAGAUUACUAUUUCUAAGGUUCCUAUAAUGGUGCGACCGCGCUGGGACGCGUACUGGCUGGAGGGCCUGUUGUGCUGUCUGUUGGCGGCGUAUGCGUUAGCGUACGCGGUGGGACGCGCCAAGAACACCUCCAUCGCGACCAACUUCCUGAAGUUGCACAAGCCGUUAUUAGAAGACAACUUCACAUUAGUUGGUGAGACGGGUGCGGAUGUGGUGUCCGCGGGCGAUGAGCGCGGGUGGCGUCGCGAGGCGGAGCACUGCUUCACCAUGUGGUGCAGCGGACGGGUCUGCUGCGAAGGGAUGCUGCUCACACUUAAACUUAUUAAGCGUCAAGACCUGGUGCACGUGGUGCUGGGCGCGGUGCGUCCGUCCCCGGACACGCUGCUGCUGCGCGCCGAGCUCGGCAAGGACGACUCCGACCCGUUCGUGCUGUGCGUCGCGCAGAAGAAGAUCGCCACGAGACUGUCCCGGGAGAUGCAGGACUUGAGCGUGUUCUGCCCCGAGCGUCGUCCGGGCGACAAACAUGGGCUCCCGACGUCUCUCUCGGUGAUGUCAGAGACGGCGGAGGCGACGGCGGCCAUAUUGGACGCGCGCGUCACCGCUGCGCUUGCGCUGUACCAUCAACACAUCCAGUACAUACACAUCUCCGACAAGUACUCCGGGCCCAAGCAGAUGGAGGAGACUACAGUAACCAAGCCCCCAGAUACAGAGAAGGUGAUGCUGGUGAGCAUAGCGCUGGGUCCUGAUGGCGGUGGUGACGAAGUGCGGCCGCUGUUACAGCUCGUGUUCCACCUGCUCGACAAGAUCAAGCGCACCAGGCUCAGCAAGGAGGCGCUGGCGAAGUGUGAGAAGCGUCGUCAGAAGGUGGCGGAGGCGUGGCUGCGCGGGGCACACGCGGCGCGCCAGGAGCAGGCUGCCGCUAGGCGCGAGGAGAAGCGCAAGCAGGAGAAGGAGCGGAUACUUGCUGAGGACGACCCAGAGAAGCAACGUCGCUGGGAACUAAAGGAACAGAAGCGUCAACAGAAACGCAAAACACCCAAAAUGAAGCAACUUAAAGUGAAAGCCUUAUGAAUGUUCUAAAUCCUCAUAGGAUUCAAGUCAAUGCAAUAUUAUUUAAAAUACAGAUUUUGUUAUUAAUUAAUAAGCGUUAAACAUACUCAAUGGAAGCGAAUAAAUGAUGUCUUAAGUUCA